Molecule: messenger RNA, 2756 nt
Organism: Cydia pomonella (codling moth)
Lineage: Eukaryota; Metazoa; Arthropoda; Insecta; Lepidoptera; Tortricidae
Exons: 3
Coding region: 442-888 (148 amino acids)
Biological process (GO): positive regulation of voltage-gated potassium channel activity; sleep; regulation of synaptic transmission, cholinergic
Source: RefSeq, a predicted model, not a curated record
UACUAGUGUAAGACAAAGACAGUAUGAUCUCUCUGUAUAUGCUUGAAAUGAGACAGCCCUGGGCCAAACUCUUGGUGCGAAUGAUCAGACUCCCUAAAAUUAUGGAUUUAAUAAAAUUUUGGAUUUUGCGCCUUUAAUAAUAAAUAACUUUAUUUCUUUGGAUGGCAACAUUUAGAAUGGGAUUUUAGAGAAAUUAAAUCUUAGCUUGUAUUUCUUGUGGCAUAUAAUCACUACGCUCUACACUGGCUACCCUGGCUGCAAACCAACUGUAAACGGUAAACUACAAAUUCUUGUCACAACACUACGUAUUGGGUGUGUUCAUUCAUUUCAUUCAUUCAUUUCUGUUUCAAAACUGUUGAAGUGUCCUGUGUUCAGUUUGUGACUUUAUUUUGUGAAAUACUUUAAUUAUUUACAUGCUUUGUUAAAGAUUAUAUUUUAAAUAUGACAACUUUAUACAGUGUAUUGAUUUUCAUUUGUACUCUGCCAGCAGUUUUCAGCGUACGAUGUUAUCAAUGUGCAUCGUCCCAGAACUUGCAAGAAGAUACUUGCGGCGCUUAUAAGUCGUUCGACAAAGAUAGUCACAUAGCAGUUGACUGCUACAGCGAAGAAACGAAUAUACAGGGAGCAUUUUGCAUGAAACUGACUCAGCAGGGACCUAAAGGGUUUAUUUGGGAUGGAAGAUGGCGUCAAGUAAUUCGCCGCUGUGCCUCUAUAGCAGAUACUGGAGUGACCACAGUGUGCAACUGGGGAGUGUACGAGAAUGGUGUCUACUGGGAAGAGUGCUACUGUGCUUCGGAUGAAUGUAAUAGUUCCUCAUUUGUUACCUCCUCUGUUGCACUGACUUUGGGUACUGUAGUUUUAGCAUACCUGCACAAACUUGUUUUGUGAUGUAGUUAAGUUAUAGUUUCAAAGUUAACAGACUGGCUGAAAGGGCAUUCAUGCAGAAUGCUUAUUGAUGGUUGGAUACAUUCUUAUGCAUACAAAUAUCUAUAAACUGUUUUCAAAUGCUGAAAUUGUCAUGCUAUUGGCCAUUUUGUGUACCUUACUAUUUUGGUGAAUGUUAAGUUCAAAAAUGUUAUAUAAUGGCCUAAUUUAAUUUUCUUAAGCAAUAGAAUGUUGCCACAAUUGAAUUCCAUUUAGUGUUUAGCCCAAAGGUGUAUUAAAAAUGUUUUCAAGUUAACAGAGAAAGAAAAACACAGAAAACAUAAAUAAUAACAUGUCUUAAGAGUUGGAUCAAGAUAAGUUGGCAAAAAUUUUGAUAGCCCAGUCAGAGUAAGUGUUAUUUUAAACUCAAACAUCAAUGAAUUUAUGAUGUUAUUUAAAGGGCUCCCGGCGGUUUUUAUUGAUUUUUGACUAUUUUUGAGUUGUUACUCCUACAUUUGCACUAAAUAUAUAAUUAUAAGAUAAAUGGCUAUUGGUUCUUCAAUCUUUUGUCUCCUGUCUGGUCUGGCAGAUUUUGAAAGAAAUUAACACUUUUUAUAUAUUUUUUAAACAUUGUCUAAAAAAGCACUUUUUUCAUUACUAGAUUGCUGUGAAGGAUUUUACAUGUACGAAAUCUACACAUUUGGGUUCAUCUUUGAUGUCUCUAAAAACUGGUCAGAGAUUUUAAUUUUAAACUAAUUAACACAAAAGUUUUUUGCCCUAAAAUUUGAAGUAAAUAUGGUAUACUAUAUUGCUUACAGCCGUUGCUUCUAAUAUGAUAAGCUACAAAAAACAUUAGAAAAUUAAGGGAUUUAGAUCAAAGGUCAUGGGAACACCAAUGACCCCCUUAACACUUGCACUGGCUGGGCUAUCAAAGUCGCUGCCAACUUAUCUUGAUCUGACUCUAAUGUUGUACAAUAAUGCCUGAUAUCUACAAGCCUUUUAGUGUAUGUAAAUUUUUGCAUUACCAAUAUGAAAAUUAUACAUAUUUAACUUUGAAACUAUUAUUUUAUGCACGUUUACUGGUCAUGUAAAACAAGUGUAAUCACAAAAGCAAUACCAUUUUUAUAUAUGGUGUAGAACUUGUACCUAUACAUAUUUCAAUAGAGUUAGUAAACACCAAGAGCCUUACCCCCUUAUUCAUAAACGUCUACUAAAGUUGACAAGCCGCCAAUAAUCAUUUGUCCCAGUCCAUCAUACCAAUACGUCGGAAAGGGACAAACGAUUAUUAGCGGCUUGUCAACUUUAGUAGACGUUUAUGAUUAAGGGGGUUGUAUUGUAAUUUUGUUCCGUCCAUUUAUAUUUUUAGUUUUUAAGCAGUCACUUAUACAUAUAUGUUUGCUAUUACAUUUUUAUAGCUUUGAUUAAUAUCUUAUUAUGGUAUUAAUUAUUCUUUUUCAAAGAGUAAAUUUUGCACACUUUCAUUUAAUGCAAGUUUAAAUGUAAGGGACUUCUGUUGCUACAAUUUUAAUAUCUUGGGUAGAACCUGUCCCAAUGUAUUUUUUAAAAAUAGAGUAAGAAAUGACAAAAGCUUUGUAAAUUUGUGUGAUGUAAUUUUGUUCCGUCCAUUUUAUAUUACUUUUUAUGACUGUCUUCGAUAAUAUUCUUGUUAAGUUAUAAAUAUUUUCUCAUUUCAAACUGUAAAUUUUGCACAGACUUGAUAAAAGACAGUGUAGAAUAAAAUUAGUAAAAAUAUGUAAUAACAAAAUGCCUUAAUAGAUUAAGUAUAAUGUAGUAUGUUGUGCCUUAGCUUACUUAUACAUUUUAACUAUAGAGUAAGUUUUAUUAUCUGUUCUGUGACUUGUGAAUCUCAUUAAUAUUGUUUGCUUAUGAAA